CUUUAUACCGUACCCCAGGCAUUCGAGCGCAAUUCCAUAGACACAGCAGCAAAUGAGUUCGGCAGCCGGUGGCCAGAACAGCGCUACUAGUCCGACAGCACCAUCCUGGCAUCGGUCACGCGCCAAGGAAGGAGGCAUUUUCGCGACCCUGCUGAAACGCCCGCCGCCGCCAGCCAAACUCUCCGGACCAAAAGCCUAUCGCACCAGCGUGGUAUCCGAUGGUCUGGUCGUGAACGCCGCCGGCUCACAAAUGUACGCAAUUCAGCUGCCCACGGAAGACACCCGGGUGAACCCGAAGCUGCAGUACUCGGCGACCUCCGCAGCGGGCCCAGCAAGCUGUCGAAUGCGGCUGAAGAAGGAGUACACGAGUGCGUUUUCGCUGGGCUCAAAGAAGCAGGGCAGCCCAGACAAGGGCGGGUAUCGACCGAGCGUGCGUGGGCAGCCGGUGAGCGGACCGAUCGCUGUGCAGCACGUCAACCAUGUUUCGGUGUCGCAAUACCAGAGUAAGAUUCUACGGCCAAUGCUGGAGCAUGCGUCGUCAGCGCAGUCGUUGAAGUCAUCGUCCGCCAAGGACCCGCCGGUGUCGCCAGAAGAAGGCAAACCAAAGGUCAAAAAAAUCAACGACAUCAGUGCGCCGUUCAAUGUCAAGCACGACAUGCACAUCAGCAUCGAGGACAUUGACGAUGUGCUCAAGUAUAUGCCAGAUGCUCUUAAGCAGUACAUUGGCCCUCAGAAAACACCGUCGGUUUCCUCCACAGCAGUAAUGACAGACCGGAACACCCAGUCCCCCAAGGCGGACUCGAGCACCAGCUCCCCGCGCACACCAAUAUACGAGGAAAUGACGACAAAGCACGAUAACGAUCGUGUCGGCGCUUUGAAAAGCCGGGCCAGCGCAGCAAGCCUUGGCAGCGACUCUGCAGGCAACAGCAAAAUCACCGGCCACUCGACCCAGCACCCGUACCACCAGCAGGCGCAGCAGAAGCAACAGCAACCGCAGCAGCGGACAGCCAGCGCAGCGUCGUCGACCAAAUGCUCAGCGGCCGGGGCGGCGACUCUCCGGGAUCAAGCGGAUCGAUGGUUACGCCUGUCACACCCGAUAUGCCCGCAUCAGUGUCGCAGCCGCAGCCUCGAGUACGUGAAAAACACAUCGCCCUCUGGUAGCGACGCCAUGCCCAGCAGCCCGCAGUCAGCCAAGGCGCGCAUGUAUGGCGUGGAGGGAGUGGGCACUGGCAACAGCGAGGGCCUGGUAUCGCGGUCAGUCGAGGGAGAGAAGGGACAGUGGCUGCAGCGCCAGUCGUCGUUUGGGUCCACCCACAGCCUUCACGGCACCCGGUCUCCGGAUCUGAGUGUUGGUGCCGGCUCAAGCACGCACCACACGCCAACGCUGCUCGGAGCAGAGCCGCCAAAGCUCGCCACAGACAUCCCUACAGCCGAGCGGCAGGUGACGCUGGCGCAUCCGAGCGGCAGCAAAAAAUACCAGCGUACGCAGGGUGGUGAGAAGCAUCUGCUGGACGAGCCAUCGGCCUCCGUGGCUGCAUCCUCCUCGCUAACCAGCCCACCUGAGUCGUCGUCGGGACACAAGGCGUCGCGGAUAAACUACGGUGAGCUGGAGCCGUUUGCGGAGGGCGAGUCCGGGAUGGUAUACAAGACAACAAACAAGAAAAACAACCGGCAAGUCGCAAUCAAGGUGAUCCCGAAGACGGCCAAGGCGCGGUACCGCAAGCUGCGGACAGAGCUAAAGAUCCUGAGGCGCGUGCGGUCGCACCACGUCGUGCGGUUCUACGAGUACUUGGCGGUGGAUGAUUCUGUGUGGAUUGUCUACGAGUACAUGGGCGGUGGAUCCCUGGCAGAUCUCCUCGAGGGAUACCCGACCCUGCGCAUUCCCGAGCCUGUCGUGACGUACGUAAUCAACGAGGUUCUCUCUGCGCUGGCGUACCUGCACGAGCGUAGCAUCGUACACUGCGAAAUCUACAGCGACAACAUCUUGAUUGGCACCAAUGGCCAUGUCAAAUUGUCGGACUUUAGCAGCGCCGUGCAUUUGACAGCGGACCAAAAAUCUGUACACAAGUCUACGCUGGGCGCAGUCUACUGGAUGGCACCCGAAUUGGCCAAGGGAUCCGGGUAUGCGCCGAGCACUGAUGUGUGGGCGCUGGGCGCAACUGUCUACGAGAUGAUCGAGGGCCACCCACCGUACGAGGAGUACCCAGAACUGAAGGUGCUAGAACUGGCGUCGACCAAGGGGAUGCCUGCGCCAUCAGAUCCAACGGCGUGGUCGAGGGAUCUGGUUGGAUUUAUGAACCUAUGUUGUACAGUCGGCAGUGCUGAGCGGCCAACUGCGUCGCGGCUGCUGAAGCACCGGCUCCUGGUGGGCCAGGAUAGCGCCAGAUCCCCGAGGAUGCUGCUGGAAUUCAGCAAGCGCCUGGAACUAGAGCUCGAGGACGAGGAUGACGACGAAGAAAGCGAAUGAAGAUUGAAGAAUAGCAGUGCAUCUUCCAUAUUAAUGUAUCCUUAUUUAAGACCAUUCGGCUGCUAGCCGCCUACAUGCUAUGUGCUUGUAGACAGCUGGAUGAUAUCCAUGAC
Molecule: messenger RNA, 2580 nt
Organism: Linderina pennispora
Lineage: Eukaryota; Fungi; Kickxellomycota; Kickxellomycetes; Kickxellales; Kickxellaceae
Product: kinase-like protein
Exons: 8
Coding region: 53-2467 (804 amino acids)
Biological process (GO): protein phosphorylation
Molecular function (GO): ATP binding; protein kinase activity
Source: RefSeq, a predicted model, not a curated record